AUGAAGUCAUUGAGCCAACUUGGCUGCCAACUGUCUUACAAGCAGCAUCGACUCCAGGAGUACAACUAUCAAAUAGACAAUAUCGCUGUGGACUUGAGAGAUGGUAUACGGCUGACCCGCAUGGUCGAGGUGCUCUUCUUCAUGUCAGAACGUGCGCAGCCUGAUGUUGAAGAUCAGACGGUAGUCAACUUGUCUACUGGAGAGGCCCUUUCGCUAUUGGGUAACGAAAAAGACCUCCCCCUCUCCAAGCACUUGAAAUAUCCUUGCAUCAGCCGUGCCACUAAGCUCUACAACGUACAAAUUGCGCUCUCUGCAUUGAGCUCUGUGCCAGGAUCGGGUACGAUUUUUCAAGGCCUGCGGGCCGAAGACAUCGUAGACGGUUAUCGCGAGAAGACCGUCGCACUUCUUUGGGCUCUCGUGAGCAAAUGGGGCCUGGCUGGUCUGGUUGAUUGGGACGAUGUCAGAAACGAGAUUGCUCGACUGAAACAAAAGCGUCUGUCCCAGCUAGGCCCCGGGAAUAUCCAAGAUGAGCCUCAAUACAUCGACGACAGCGUUGAUGAUGAUGAACAUGCCCGUCUACUUCAGCAGUGGGCUUCGAUAUUGGCUACUCUGAAUGGCCUUUCUAUCAGUAACUUGACAACCAGUUUUGCGGAUGGAAAGAUAUAUGAGAGCAUUGUUGAUGAGUAUGAACCUUACGCCACUGGCAACCAGGAAAGUCAGGAAAAAACCACGCAGCCUAGUCGAUCGUUGGAAGUCCGCCUGCGACUGCUCGGAUGCAGCCCUCAGUUUGCUUAUCUCGUCUCCCCUGAUAAAACAUCUUCACACAUCCUCGACCGCGAGUUCACCCUUGGUGCACUCGCCUUCCUUUGUUCUCGAUUACUCUCGGCAUCAAAGCGUGCCCGAGCAGCCACGGUGCUACAGCGCGCUUGGCGAGCCCGUCUUGCAACUCAAAACAGCUUGCGUCGCACUGUGGCCAAAAGCCUUGCCGAGCACUGUGCAGCCGUUGUUCAGACACGGGACGAAAUCCUAUGGGCGAAAGGUGUGAUAACACGUUAUUGGAGACUGCAUAAGGCUCGUCAGCAACAGAAAUGUGUGCGAACAUCCAGUCUUCGCAAUUUCAAUCCACCCCGCGUGAACACCGCUGUUCGUCGCUUUUGA
This is a messenger RNA of Penicillium maclennaniae, 1158 nucleotides long. RefSeq names its product putative calmodulin-binding protein Sha1 (gene sha1). The coding region runs from base 1 to 1158 and encodes 385 amino acids. Lineage: Eukaryota; Fungi; Ascomycota; Eurotiomycetes; Eurotiales; Aspergillaceae. Gene Ontology annotation, molecular function: protein binding. Gene Ontology annotation, cellular component: spindle pole. The record is from RefSeq and is a predicted model, not a curated record. The transcript is spliced from 2 exons. Gene Ontology annotation, biological process: establishment of meiotic spindle localization; spindle organization; mitotic cell cycle.